Messenger RNA from Kockovaella imperatae, 3602 nucleotides. RefSeq names its product ABC1 family-domain-containing protein. Gene Ontology annotation, cellular component: mitochondrion. The transcript has 7 exons. NCBI's taxonomy places the organism in Eukaryota, Fungi, Basidiomycota, Tremellomycetes, Tremellales, Cuniculitremaceae. The record is from RefSeq and is a predicted model, not a curated record. Bases 120 to 3602 code for a protein of 1160 amino acids.
AGUCCCCCAGUCUGUGAUAUCUGCCGAAUGGAGAGAUCGACAAUCCGCUUAUCCGAUUUCACGCAUUUCGUCAUUGUUCACUACUUUCUUGUGUCAUUCGCAGCGCCUGAGUAGACAGGAUGGUCCAGCCAGCCAGACGUAGAGCUGUCCAACAGGCUCAUCGGUGGCUGCACACCAGCCGCUACCUGCAGAGACCUGCGCCAAAGACUUCAGAUCCAGCCGGAUCGGCCAGCGGGCAGCACCCCGACCCGUCCGAUGACACAUCAACACCUCAUACACUCGCAUCGGACAAUCCCCAUCUCACUGGGGCUGCCAGGCUCUUGGCUCAAGCACUGGAAGAAGAAGAGGGUACCAGCCGCCCAUCUUCCUCCCGGGAUCACCUUGUACAUUCCCAGGGACCUAUAUGGACGGGCGAUGAGUCUCAAAGCGAUGCCGUCCUGCGCAUGCUCGUAGAUGCUCACAAGCCCUUGAGAACCGGGGAAGGGAUCAAGAGCACAGCAUCAGAGGACAAGAUCAAACGAUGGAUGAAAGAAAUCGACCUCAAACCGAAACAGGGGGCCUUUGUGACCGCACCAGUGCCAUCUGAUACCGCUGAAUCGACGACUCCGCAUCGGACGACAAUACCCCCGCAUCUUCACCGACCUUGGCAUUCGACGUAUACCGGUGAUUCACAAGUUGCAGACGAUUCUCCAAAGGUCAAAUAUGGGACAUUUACCCGUAAACGCGCCGAUGCUGAUGCUCUCGCCAAUAUUCUCGAACUUCAACUACCCCAAGGCGCCGAUGCGAAGACUCGGGCAAGGGUUAGGGAGAAUCGAAAAAGGAGUCGCCUAGUAGGCAGGAUGGAAAGUGCCAGGGAAAAAGCGCUGGAUUAUCAGCUCGACAUUGACGAGGAUGCCGAGACGUUCGAGGGUAAUCGGCAGCUUCGAGGAAGUAGUGUCUUGGGCGCUGGGCGUGGCAACGCCAGUGGUCUCAGAGCCUGGGCAGGACUCGUUGAGGAUCGUAUACAGCGUGCAAAGGAGGCUGGAUUCUUCAAUGUCACGCAAGGUCGUGGCAAACCGAUACCUAGGGAUCCCAACGCAGGAAAUCCUCAUCUAGAACUGGGAGAGUUGAUGAUGAAUCGAAUCAUCAAAAAGCAAGGUGCCUUACCUCCCUGGAUAGAGCUACAGAAUAAUCUGGACCAAGCCCUCAACGCAUUCCGACAAACCCUUUUGACCACCUACGCCAACCAUGUCAUCAGAUCCGUCAUCUCUACCCAUUCCUUGCAUCCUUUACCCCCUUAUCAUGUCAUGCCGUCCCGUGACGAAGCAUGGGAAGCCCGCGAACACAAGUUUCACGCUGAAAACAUCAAGCAGAUCAAUGACCUCGUCAGGAAGAUGAACACGUUGGCUCCCUCACCGGCGAGGCGGCACCUGGUCACUCUGGAAUACGAGCUAGACCGUGUCAGAGGCGAUGUUUUACGGCAGGAAGUGUGGCAGGGCAUCAAGGAUCGCGCCGAAGCAGUCCGUAUGGUGCCUCCGCCGACCCCCAACCCAAUACCAUUCCAAGCGAGUCUACAAAAGCUCAAGCAGGCGGCUAGUCGAUCGUUGUCGACAUUGGCAUCGACUGGUUCUUCAAGUUCUGGAGGUGAUGCGCUUUUCGGCAAUUCAAGAGGUCAAGGAGGGAAUGAACAUGCAGAGCAUGCUGAGCACACUGGGCCGCGGCGAUACGGUGUGAUCGUCUUACUCGGACUCGGCGCAGUGGCCUUCAUUCACUAUCGCCGGCCUGCCAGGGCAGACUCGCAAGAGGAGGAUAUGCUGGCCUCACCAUCGUCAGAUGAAUCUGCUGAAGACAUCGCCACAAAAAGUCCUGCAGAGCCUCGCUCUUCACCCUUUGAAAUCAUCCGAAUUUACGUCUUCGAACCCAUCUUUACAUUCUUCCGAUUCUGCCACCUGCUCGCACUCUUCGGUCCAGUCAUUCUGACUGCGCCGAUGAUCCUCGUUGGUCGGACAGAAAAGCGGCGUCGGAAUGGCAAGCCGAUCAGUGAAGAGGAAGAGAAUUGGGGAGCAGUGUGGUGGUACGGAUUCCUCGUCAAGCAAAUGGAACGUGCCGGCCCCUCAUUCAUCAAGCUCGGCCAAUGGGCCGCCUCCCGUGCCGACUUGUUCCCUGCAACCCUGUGCGACAAAAUGUCCAAGCUGCACUCGAACGGUGAAGCGCAUUCCAUACACCACACAAGAAGGGUUAUCCAAAAGGCCUUUGAACUAGAUUUUGACGACAUCUUUGAGGAGUUUGACACGAAGCCAAUUGGGUGUGGGGCCAUCGCUCAAGUCUACAAAGCACGUCUCAAGCCCGAGAUACUCGGUGUCAAGCCAGACGACCAGGAAGCUUUGUCAACCUCGGUUGCUAUCAAGGUGUUGCAUCCCCGUGUGCGUAAGACGAUCAACCGUGAUAUCACCAUCAUGUCGCUCUUUGCCAACAUGAUCAACGCUAUCCCAGGCAUGGAGUGGAUCUCUCUACCAGAAGAAGUGGCCGUAUUUGGCGAAAUGAUGAGGUCUCAGCUGGAUCUCCGAGUAGAGGCGACCAAUCUUGAACGGUUCAAUACCAACUUUAGACGGCGAGGCCGUCGAGUCACGUUUCCGAGGCCUAUCAAACUGGGCAGAGCUGCCAAUGGAGAUACGCGAGAGGAGAGUCGUGAAGUCUUGAUGGAGGAAUAUGAGGAUGCCCUGCCACUGAAGUACUUUUUGCGAAACGGUGGUGGAGACUAUGAUGAUAUGAUUGCGAAUAUCGGACUCGAUGCUUUCUUGGAAAUGCUCCUGCUUGACAAUUUCACGCAUGGCGAUCUGCACCCGGGAAACAUCAUGGUCCGAUUCUACAAGCCGACCACAAGAGACUACAUCAGCCCUCUCCUCUCACGCUUGUCUUCCUCCCCUCCACCAGAAGCGGUACCUCACCAUUCGCUGUCCGACGACGAACUCGUUGACUCACUUGCGGCCAUCGCGCAUGACUCUGACGAGUGGCAUAGCCGUUUAGAGGACCUGGCUCGACGAGGGUACGAGCCGCAGCUCGUCUUCAUCGACGCCGGGCUCGUCACUUCGCUGGACUCGGUGAAUCGCCGGAACUUUCUCGAGCUCUUCCAAGCCGUAGCGGAAUUCGAUGGCUACAAAGCUGGCAAACUCAUGGUCGAGCGGUGCCGGACGCCAGAAUAUGUGGUGGAUGAGGAAACGUUCGCACUCAAGAUGCAACACUUGGUCCUGAGUGUCAAAUCCAAGACAUUCUCACUGGCCAAGAUCAAGAUAUCGGACAUUCUCACCGACGUUCUUACUGCCGUUCGGCAACAUCACGUCAAGCUCGAGGGUGAUUUUGUCAACACAGUCAUCUCCAUCCUGCUCCUCGAGGGGAUCGGUAGACAGCUGGACCCCAAUAUGGACCUGUUCAAAUCUGCCCUACCUAUUCUCAGGCAACUCGGAAGGCAAAUGGGUACCCGCGAGGCCAUCUCAAUGGCGCCAAAGGGCAAUCUAUGGGCGAUGGUCAAAUUGUGGGUCUGGGUCGAAGCGAGAGAGGUCGCUGGGCAGGCAUCUGCCAUUGACGAAUGGGUCAAAUUUGACCGACUCGCACCUGCCAUAUAA